UCUGGGCGAAGCCCUGCCCGAUUGCAGUUUGGAAACACGUGGGAGUGGUUCCCCGGGCUGCCUGCUCCUGACCUCUGUGCACACCUUGGUCUGCCUCGACCUCGCCCGCACUGAAACCACAUUAAUCAGAUUUUUGACAUGCUGUAAAGGGCAAGUCACUGCCGGAGCUCUCAGUGUUCGAAAAUUUGGGAAACUCUGCAUGUCUAGCUAGCAAAAUUUAAUUUUUGUAUGGGAAUAUAAAUUGUUGUUGAGGUGCGGUCUUUCAACCCUAAUCCUUUUCACCAAGAAUGAAGCUAUUUAAAAAUUAAGAUGCCAACAGAUCACGAGGAGCCCUGUGGCCCCAGCCUCAGGUCAUUUUGCCUGAAUGGGGGGAUUUGUUAUGUGAUACCUACUAUUCCCAGCCCAUUCUGUAGGUGCAUUGAGAAUUACACAGGAGCUCGUUGCGAAGAGGUUUUUCUCCCAAGUGCCAGCAUCCAAAGCAAAAGCAAUCUGCCGGCAGCUUUCGUGGCCCUGGUGAUCCUGGUCACACUCGCCAUAGCAGCACUCUGCUUCCUGUGCAGGAAGGGCCAUCUUCAGAGGGCCAAUCCUGCCCAGUGUGAGAUCAGCCUGGUGGAGAGAAGCAGUACCAGUGCCCACCACAGUCACAGAGAUCAUUGAAGACACAUCCAGUGAAGGUCACUUUUGUGAUCACCUCACACAGGCAGAAAGGGAACCGUACGGUGAGAGAAGGUGAUGUUUGCAACUUUUAACAAGCAGUGCCUACCAAAACCAAAGAAACCCAAUCAACCAAGCACCUUGUAUAAGCACCUCAGGUACUAUCCAGAGGGGCUACAGACACACUUAAACCUACAGAUAUGGUCUCUUCCACAUCAUCCAGCUUAUGAAUGAGAACUGGGCUUAAGAAUCACUGUCACAAGGGAGAGGAGGGGCUGAAAACAUCACAGAACCUAGCCACCAUUUUGAAGAUGGAUUUUCUUGAUUAGGUUUUCUUUUUGUUGGAUGUACCUGCUUCCUAGAGUGCCAACAAAGCCGGCUCCACAGUUGGCUUAUACUUGUUGCCUUCUCUGCUAAGGAACACAGCUAGGAGUUUCUUUUUCUUUGCUGAUGUCUCUGUGGUCAGUGUGCUUCGCUCCUGCCUGUAACUCUAUUAUUGGGAGACUGUGAACUAGGUAUGUAUACUGAGUAAAUGCAGUGUGACUGAAUCCUGGACAGUAAGAAAUAUGUUAAGACAGUGGUCUCAAAUUGUUUCUCAGUCUAAUCAUUAGCUAUUAAAACCAACACCAUCAUGCUGUUUUUGUCUGUUACUGACCUGAGCAAAAAACAGGGCAAAAACUUGCCAAGCAUUGGUGGCUCACACCUUUAAUCCCAGCACUUGGGAGUCAGAGGCAGGCAGACCUCUGUGAGUUCAAGGCUAGCCUCGUCUACAGAGCAAGUUCCAGGACAGCCUCCAACAAUACAGAGGAAACCCUGUCUCAAAAAACCAAAAAACUUAAAUGUAAGUGUUCCACACUCUCCAAAACAUGUGACUUUAUUAACGACUUGUGCUAGGUUUACACCAGCACAUAUUCUAGAAACUGACCUCCAGAUGUGGCACAGGACAGAAGUGACAUAUCCACAACAAAGGCAACACACCUGGCAGGUCACUGCUCAUCCCUGAAAGGGGCCAAUAUUAAAAUAACUUUUUCGUAACUGUACACAGUAACAAUGCCAGUUUACCCUCAAAUAGCAUUUUUACUAUGGAGCCUGCUAUGCUCCAAUAUUUCCAGCCCAACAUUACCCAGUCAACAACUGAAAAACAAAGUGAAUCGUUUUCAUUUUCAUGGUUUUGCAGUUUUCUGCUUCCAUCAAAACUGAAUUUAUAGUGACGCUAACUUGAGCCAGACUUUGUGGCUAUAAAAGGACAAAAAUCACUUGUUUUUCCUAUUGAAAAUUUCCACCAGUUGUCUAGAAAGCGCUCAGAUUUCUAAGUAUUGCUGUAAUUUUUAAAAAUUUUUAUCUAAUUUUUUACACAUAUUACUUUCAGUUCCCUUUCCCUCCCCUCCCUACUGUAAUUCUUUGCAUGUUCAUUUUGUUCAGUUUGAAGCGCAAGUUUCCUAGGUCAAGAUCCAGGUUUAAACAAAACAGAAAACUAAGAUAAUAAGGCCUACUAGACAAGCCAUCACACUAGUAUUCUGCCUGCUGGGUCAUUUCUGCACCUCCAUGCUAAGGUCUCACCUGCCUUUUCAUUGGAUCAAGAGAAUGGAGAUGCAUUUCUUGAUGCAGCCCUUUUUAAACAAACAGGUGCCCCAGCCACAUUUUCACUUGGAAGUACACCGAGAAGUCUAUGCUUUCAAAGCCUUGCUGGGGGACUACCUGGGCCUUGAGAAGGCAGCGGUGUGUAAACAACCUUCACUGUUGUGCUCCUGUCAUCUUAACAAUGUGAUUAUGUGCAGGUUUCUAAGUGUCUGUAGCAGUUACCAUUUUUAGGCAUUAGUGGUUGUUGUUGUUUUUGGCAAACAAGCAAUUACUUAAUACUUGUAUUUGAUUUUACCUAACAAUUAUCUAGUGUCCUUUUAGUAUAAACCACUGACCAUUACAGAAAUGACACUCAUCAGUUACCUUGUAAGCAUAUCCUAUAACAAAUACCUGGUCCAAAUCCAUGUUAACUUUUGCCCUGUAGAACAGUCUAGAAACAGGCAGCAUAGGUCCAUUAUGGAAGGUACAGACACCUAAGAUUGCUGUAGUCCUCUCCACAAUGGUGUACUGAUCUCUCUGCAGUGUCCAAGGUGACUCAUGACCUGCCCAUACUCUAAGCAGUAUGGAGAAAGCGGCAAACAAAGGUUUCUUUAUUAAGAACAUACAACACAGGAGUACUGAGAAAUACAGGCAUGUGUGUAACUGAAGAUCCAGGUGUCCAUCACAGCAUGCUCUGUAAGCUUCGAUGCUCAGGGAAACUGGUGUUUUCUCACAUCUCUCCCUCAGCUCCAGGUUCUCACUGAGAAAGAAGUUUACGUCCUUCAUUCUCUCAUCAGAAGCAAUAAAUAGACUAGUUGAGAGGGUUUUCAAGUAUAUUUUAUUGGUAUAAAAUCAAAAUAUGGUGAUGUAAUUUUCAGAACUAUGUGAAAGACUGUCCCCUUGCAGUGUCUUUACUGUGAAGAGGAAAAUGCUAACUUACCUACGAGAGCAAUUUUUGUUUUUUGGGUUUUUUUUUUGUUUUGUUUGUUUUGUUUUUGUUUUACGAGACA
This is a messenger RNA of Mesocricetus auratus (golden hamster), 3224 nucleotides long. RefSeq names its product neuregulin 4 (gene Nrg4). The record is from RefSeq and is a predicted model, not a curated record. NCBI's taxonomy places the organism in Eukaryota, Metazoa, Chordata, Mammalia, Rodentia, Cricetidae. Gene Ontology annotation, molecular function: chemorepellent activity. Bases 310 to 657 code for a protein of 115 amino acids. Gene Ontology annotation, biological process: animal organ development; intracellular signal transduction; nervous system development. The transcript has 7 exons.